Molecule: messenger RNA, 1674 nt
Organism: Paecilomyces variotii
Lineage: Eukaryota; Fungi; Ascomycota; Eurotiomycetes; Eurotiales; Thermoascaceae
Product: putative carboxypeptidase S1
Exons: 5
Coding region: 61-1491 (476 amino acids)
Biological process (GO): proteolysis
Cellular component (GO): fungal-type vacuole
Molecular function (GO): serine-type carboxypeptidase activity
Source: RefSeq, a predicted model, not a curated record
GCUGCUAUACGCUAGCACAAAGUCCUAAGAACGAGGUACAGGUCAAUUCAUACUGUCAAUAUGCGGCUUCAUCCUCGCUCGAUCCUCCUUUCGGCUGCACUGGCGUGGUCAGUGACAGCAGCCCCAACGGAACAGGUGGAUGAUAAGAGAUCCAUCGUCGAGCGAGAUGGAAUCACCUACCAUGUGUUCGAGCAUGCAGCAACAGGUGCGAAGAUGGAGUUCGUCAAGAACUCGGGGAUCUGCGAAACCACCCCCGGAGUCAACCAAUACUCCGGGUAUCUGUCCGUAGGAACGGGAAUGAAUAUGUGGUUCUGGUUCUUCGAGGCCCGAAAUAAUGCCAGUAACGCGCCUCUUGCAGCAUGGUUCAACGGUGGCCCAGGUUGCUCUUCGAUGAUCGGAUUGUUCCAAGAGAAUGGGCCGUGUCAUUUCGUAAAUGGAGAGGAAACGCCAUCCCUCAACAAUAACAGCUUCAACAACUUUGCAAAUAUGCUCUAUAUCGAUCAACCGAUUGGGGUCGGAUUCUCCUACGGCGUAGACAACGCGACGAGCACGAAGACAGCAGCACCGUAUGUUUGGAAGCUGCUUCAGGCAUUCUAUGCUCAGUUCCCGGAGUAUGAGAGCCGAGAUUUCGCGAUAUUCACCGAGUCCUACGGUGGACACUACGGACCGGAAUUUACCCAUUAUAUACGGAAGCAGAACGACGCAAUCAAGACAGGCAUGGUGGAUGGUGAAAACAUCAACAUUAUCGCUCUUGGGAUCAACAACGGCUGGUUUGACAGUGCAAUUCAAGAGAAGGCAUACAUUGACUACGCAUACAAUAACACGUACAGGCAAUUGAUCAAUGCUACCCAGCGUAACUCGCUCCUUGACUUUUACGCCAAUGAUUGUCUGCCAGCAGUCGAGAAAUGCACUCGGAAUGGCUCCAACCAGGAGUGUGAAAAUGCAAGUACUACGUGCGGCAGUGAAAUCGAACAGCGCAUCAUUGACAGUGCAGACUUCGAUGUCUACGACGUUCGGCAACCAUCUAAUGAUCCUUAUCCACCGGCGACGUACUCCAGUUAUCUACAGAAGGCUGAUGUGGUGAAAGCAAUCGGCGCAAAGACCGCGUAUCAGGAGUGUUCAUAUGCUGUAUCCUCAGAUUUCCAAGGAACAGGUGACGUUUCUCGCACCUACCUAGACACACUUUCCGCUGUAGUGCAGUCUGGUAUCAGAGUUCUGCUUUGGGCGGGUGAUGCGGACUGGAUAUGUAACUACAAAGGAGUCCAGAAAGUGGCAGAAAUGGUGGACUUCCCAGGUAUAACCGAGUUUGGGAACGCGCAAUUGCAGUCGUAUACGGUUAAUGGAGAGAAGAAAGGCGAGUUCAAGACCGUCGAUAACUUUUCAUAUUUGAGAGUAUAUGGUGCUGGCCAUGAAGUUCCAUAUUACCAACCACAAACUGCGCUACAGGUCUUCGAGCAGACAGUUAAGAAAAUGGCCAUUUCAUCUACUUAGUUCCUUGGGCAACCUAAUGGCUGGUUAUCGCCACUGCUAACGAAAGGGUGGAUGUGUUAAUCGGCAGCGUGGGGGCCAAAAGAGCAGGAAAAACAAAUAUCGAAGUCCAUCAAGUACACGUAGAUCGCGCCUCGAAUGAAGUCUAUACUUAGCAAAGCUUUUCACCUAGUAGCUUAACGCUCU